Emiliania huxleyi CCMP1516 is the source of this 1356-nucleotide messenger RNA. RefSeq lists its product as hypothetical. The transcript has 8 exons. The record is from RefSeq and is a predicted model, not a curated record. Lineage: Eukaryota; Haptophyta; Isochrysidales; Noelaerhabdaceae. Bases 1 to 1356 code for a protein of 451 amino acids.
AUGGCACUGCGCGUUCUCGCCCUCAUUCUCCUCGUGCUCGCCGCGCCUAUCCAAGCGUGCACGGGCAGCCCAGAUUGCCGAUCUCCUGACGGGCCGAGUCAGCAGUGCAGUGAUGAUGCCGGACCUCCCUGGGUCGACGACGAGGAGCACUUUGGCUCGAAGCGAUACCACGAAGGCACGCCGGCGACGCCCGUACUGGCCAGCGGCGAAUGUCCCGACCCGCUCGCCACGUCUUGCGCCACCAAGGGCAUCAAGUCGGCGCAUCUUGACGGGCCAAUUGACUGUGGCGGCAGCGGCUGGUUCUGCCGAAUCCUGCCUCAAGAAGGAUGGGUGCCCGAGGGCGGCUUCCAAGACUCAAACUUUGCGCACUGCUCCACACCUAAUGCGGACGAGAAGGACACCGACGGCCACUGCCACGGCUCGGACGAUGACAGCACGUACGGCUGGUGGGCGCGUGAUCACUGGUUUAGAGGUUACGCAGGCACGCUGCACUGCUGCUGCGGGUGGGGUGAGCCAAUGCACGGCGUCGUCAAUCGCUGUGACUACCGGAAGUUCGUCACCAGGGUUGAGGUGGACACCUGCCGCGACGCAAACGAAGAGCACAACGUCGAUUUUGGCCCCACUUGCGAGGCCCACGCACUCAAGGCCGACCCGCUCGACGCCACCCCGUCACAGAUUGCUGCCGCUACAACGGCGAUCCAGCAGAAGGCCUCAACACUCAAGGACAAGUCUGUCCCCACCAAGGCAUUCAGCAAGGCCUUUGCGACGGCGAACAGCGGCCUUGAACAGCUGACGGAGCUCGCCAACAAGUACGAUGAGGAGCACAAGCUGAAGGAGAAGGUGCUUGCCACGAUCGAGGGCCCACGCGAGAAGGCGAUGGCGGCGCUGGCCGAGGCGUCGGCGCACGCCUCCUCGGUCUCGGCUGCGGCCACUGCAGCGCUACAGGGCGUGCGCGACGGCAUUCAUGCGCGCUCUAGCGGCAUUGCAGCAAACAGCGCCUCGUUCAUCUUCUCAACGGCCGCCAAGGUGGACGACAAGUACCACAUCGCAGACAAGGCGGGCGAUGGCCUCUUCGCUCGCGGGAGCAAGGGUUCGUUGACGUCUCGCCCCGGCUCUCUUGCGCGCGCCGAGGAGUACGGCCUCGCGGAGAAGACCUCAAAGCUGGUGGAGACUCUCGACAAGGAGUAUCUCAACGGCAAGGUGGCGCCCAUUGCGCACGCAGCAUACGAAGCUGCCACGUCGAUGCUAACCACCGGGUCGGAGUAUAUCAAAGCGGGCCUGGAGGAGGCGCGCGGUGGCGAGUCCGCGCCUGAGGCUGCGCCGGACGACGAGGCGACAACGACGACGAGCGCGUGA